Messenger RNA from Vombatus ursinus (common wombat), 3599 nucleotides. RefSeq names its product oocyte zinc finger protein XlCOF6-like. The coding region runs from base 293 to 2689 and encodes 798 amino acids. The transcript has 7 exons. Gene Ontology annotation, biological process: regulation of DNA-templated transcription. Lineage: Eukaryota; Metazoa; Chordata; Mammalia; Diprotodontia; Vombatidae. The record is from RefSeq and is a predicted model, not a curated record.
GAGCGGGAGAAGCGGCAGCUUCCCCGGGACCUGGGAAGGAGACCAAGGGCCAUGGCCGAGACGGCUCCUGCUCCUGCUCGGGGCUUAACUACUGGCUGUUUGGAUGAAUGAAUGGUACAACUGAUAGUGUGACUGUGCAAUUGGGAGGCAUUGAUAAACACAAGCCAUCAUGGAAGUUGCUGCUUCUCAGGCAUUAUAAGCAUUCUUGACCUUUGAUGAUGUGGCUGUGUAUUUCUCUGAGAAGGAGUGGGGAAACCUGGAAGAGUGGCAGAAGGAAACCUACAAGCAUGUGAUGAGGACGAAUUAUGAGACCUUAACAUCCUUGGACCAUGCUGUCCCAAAACCAGACUUAAUAUCCUGGAUUGAACAGGGUAAAGAACCAUUCAUCAAAGAUCUGGUAGAUUUGAAGAGAAGAGAAACAGUGGUCACUUGUGAUGAUGAUGGGGAAUGUAACCUGGAAAGCACUGAGGGGUGGAAGUUUUUUGAGGUGAGCCUACCACUCCUGAGGGCUGAUGAUUUCCCUUGGAUUAAGCAAGGCAUCGAACCACUUAUUUUGGAUCAAUCGUACUUAGAAGAGAGAGCAGACUCAAUAUGCCCUGUUCCAGAAUGCCAGGGAUGUGUGAGUACAAAAGAAGAGGAAUUCCAUUUGGAUGAUCAUCAAAGCCAAGAUUUACUUAGAUCUUUACAACGGAAAAAAGGAAAUCUUUGCUCCGUAUCUGUUCAAAGAACUACCUUGAGAUACCUCCACAUUCAAAACAAAAACCCUAUUUUUCUAAAAGCUCACAGCAUUAAGGGGUCCUUCCAGAGGAAAAGAAUCCCGAAUCAUAAAAUCCCAGACCCCCUGGGCUGUCAGGAAGUCUGCCUAGGACAGAGAUGCUUCCAUUGCUCUGUGGCUAAUAAAAGCUUCUGCAGGAAAGGUCACUUGGUACUCCACCAAGGGCGCCAUGCCAAGGAGGAACCCUGCCAGUGUUCAGCGUGUGAGAAGCCAUUAAGCAGCAAAUCUAACUUCAAGCAAAGCCAGAGACUCUGCUGCCUAGAGAAGCCUUUCCAGUGCUACUGGUGUGAGAAGAGCUCCUGUCCAAAAUGGAGUCCGCUUGCUCACCAGCUGGUUCACAGGGAAGAGAGGCCCCCAUGGGGCCCCAAGGGAAGCCAAAGCUUCUGUUGCAAGGAGCUUCAGCACAUACCCCGCUGGGGAAACCUGUUCCCCUGUGAGGAAUGUGGGAAGAGCUGCUUGGGAUCCUACACGCAUACACAUCAGGGCCUCCACAGUGGGGAGAAGUCAUUUUCCUGUGGUGAGUGUGGCAAGGUCUUCACUUUGCACUCUAUUUUCAGCGCCCACAUGAGAAUUCACAGUGGAGAAAAGCCCUUCCACUGCCAAAAGUGUGACAAGAGCUUCUAUAGGAAAACCUCCUUAAAGUUUCACCAAAACUCACGUGAUGAACAAAUACCAUUCUCCUGUGGCGAGUGUGGCAAGUGGUUCACCUGCCAGUCUAACCUUACUGAUCACAUCAGUGUCCACACUGGGGAAAAACCCUUCCCAUGUCCCAAGUGUGAUAGGAAGUACCGCCUAAAGAGAAGUCUGAAGGCACAUAUGAGACUGCACAAUGGGGAGAAACCCUACCCCUGUGGCGAGUGUGGCAAGAGUUUUAUCCAUCAGUCCGAGCUCACAGAGCACGUCAGAGUACACGGUGGGGAGAGGCCGUUCCAGUGUCCUGAGUGUGAUAUGAGCUUCAGCCGGAAGUCAUCUGUGAAAAUCCACCAGCGUCUUCAUAGCAGAGAAAGACCAUUCUGCUGUAGCAAGUGUGGCAAGUGCUUCAACAAGCAGAACAACCUCAACCAACACAUCACACUCCAUACUGGGGAGAAGCCUUUUCAGUGUCCUGAGUGUGACAGAUGCUUCCGACUAAAGAUAAAUCUGAAGGCCCAUCUCAUCCAGCACAGUGGGGAGAAGCCAUUUUCCUGUAGUGAAUGCAGCAAGAGCUUUACCCGAAAAUUUUUACUCACUAAACACCUCAGAGUCCACAACAGAGAGAAAUCAUUCUCCUGUGGAGAAUGUGGCAAAAACUUCACCCAUCAGUCUAAGCUCACCAGACAUGUCAGAGUCCACAGUGGAAGGAAACCCUUCUGCUGCAGUGAAUGUGGCAAGACCUACAGCUAUCAGUCUCAGCUGGCUGUACACAUCAGAGUCCACAGUGGAGAGAAGCCAUUCUCCUGCAGGGAGUGCGGGAAGAGCUUCAUCCGCCGAUCUCAUCUCACCAGUCACAUUGGAGUACACCGAGGGCAGAAGCCCUUCUCCUGUGGUGAAUGUGGCAAGAGUUUCAUGGAACGGCCAGAGCUCACUGAACACAUCGUGGCCCAUAGUGGGGAGAAACCCUUCUCGUGCAGUGAGUGUGGUAGAAUCUACAGCCAUCGGUUUCAGCUCACUGAACAUAGCAAAGUGCACAGCAGGGAAAAAUUAUUCCCAUGUCCUGAGUGCAAAAAGAGUUUCAGCCACAAGCUUGCCUUGAAAGUGCACCAGCAAAUACACAUCAGGGAGAGGCCAUUCUCGUGCAAUGAGUGUGGCCGAAGAUUUACUUAUAAAGGUGCGCUCAAUACCCACGUCACAGUUCAUGCUGGGGAAAGAUUCAACGGUCCUAAGCCAGACAAGGUUCCCAGCAGUGACAGCCCUUUGGAUCAUUAUUGGAGUUAAUGUAAAAUGUACUGUACAAAAGAUAUGGUAGAACUGUGAUCUGCUAGAAAGCCAGAACCGCACAAAGACCAGACCAAUGUGUGGAAUGGAGGGCUCCACCAUCUGGUAGAUCCAGAGUGUGAAGGGCCAUAAAGGGUCUUCCUUCUGUAAGGAAUGCUGCAAUGCUGCUGCUUUGUCCUUUAUGGAAAGGGGCAUCUGGCCUCAUGAUGCUUUUCUUACCUUAUUAAGGCCUGUCCAACGUGCUGAGGGAACUCCUUGUUCCUACCCAAUAUGCACAUACCUCCAGACAUAGAAAACCCUGAAAUCAGAGCCUGAGUAAUAUGUGUGAAUGAAAACUCCUCAGCUACUUCAUCCCAUCUGGAUUUCACCUGUUCAGGACUAUUGAUUAAACUGAAAGGAUUCUCUUUAGAAAUUCCAUAUAAAAAUCCCAGAGUUGCAACAGACCUGUUGGCAGGAUAGUUGGAAUGACAGUCCAUACUUCAAGGAUCAGGGAUUCCAUCAGUUUGGGUAACUCCUUUCACCUUUGGAGCUUACAACUCUUCUAUUACUGCAGGGAAGGUCUUCAAGAAUUGCUGUGGUUGAAGAAUUCAUCUCUCUGCAGCCAACUUGGUGGAGUUUCUCAAUUCAAUUGGACUGGUGCUCUGAUGACAUAUAUGCAGGUUGCCUGCCUGCACCAGAAGCCUUACCAGUGUGAUGGGAGUUGCCAGAUUUAAUUUGUCUUCCAUUGGUGUGGCCUUGGAAAACCCCAGGUCACCCCCUAUUCUUCUCAAAGCAAGAACUCACCAAUUCAAAAAGAACUGUUGUGUUUAUUGAGAUUUGGAAAUGGUGCAUCAUGUAAUAGGAAUUUUUUGUUGUUGUUCAGUCAUGUCUGACUCUUUGUGACCCUGAAUGGGGUUUUCUUGGCAAGGAU